Molecule: messenger RNA, 3597 nt
Organism: Macrosiphum euphorbiae (potato aphid)
Lineage: Eukaryota; Metazoa; Arthropoda; Insecta; Hemiptera; Aphididae
Source: the annotation of a GenBank genome assembly
AUGCCUGGGGAUCAGUCAGAUGAAUUGGCAGUGUAUAUAAUAAGACGAGGUCAACUGAAGGCACAGUUAACCAAGUUCCAAACAUAUAUAGAGGAGUUAGACGUGGAUUGUGGCAACAAUAUCAUAAAGUUAAGGUUGCGUCUAGAGAAAAUAAAAGAACUUUGGACCGAGUUUGAUUUGAUUCAAAAUAAUAUCGAAAUAAAAGAUACCGGUAAUGAUCAAUUAGUCUACAGAGAUACGUUUGUAGAUUUAUACUUCGAUGUGGUCGCAAAGGCGGAAACUAUGGUGCAAGGUUCAAACUCUGUGUGUAGUAUGAACAAGGUGAGUGUCCCAGGCAGUUAUAACGAUAUGCAAGUAGGUGGUCCUGCGAUAAAAAUGAAACCGUUAGAAAUACCUAUAUUCUCGGGAAAAUUUGAAGAGUGGUCUACAUUUAAGGAUUUAUUUCUAACCAUGGUGCAUUAUUCAGAAAUAAAUAGUGUACAAAAAUUUGUUUAUUUACGUAUGCAUUUGUCUCGGGACGCAUUAUCUCUAAUACAAAAUGUGGUAACUACAGCUGAUAAUUACUCUGAUGCAUGGAACACUGUCGUAGAGCGUUACGAUAAUAAGCGUAUACUCAUACAAUCGUAUACAAAAAAUAUCUAUGAACUAGAACCAAUGCAAAAGGAGUCAAGUGUUCGUUUAAGAAAGUUUACGGCAGACUUAAAUAUGAAUAUGCAAGCUUUAAAAGCGUUAGGUCAUGAUCCUGAUGCCUGGGGUGCGCUAUUAUUACAUGUAAUUUUAGUCAAGUUAGAUUACAACACAAUACGCAAUUGGGAAUCUAUAGCGGCAAAAAAUACAUUGCCAGCUGUAAAGGAGUUGAUUACAUUUUUAAAUGAACGGUGUCAAAUAUUAGAGGCAAUUGAUAGCUCAAAAAAUUUAGCGUAUAAAUCAAAUAAUAUGCAGCUUAAGCAAAAUAAUCGCAAUAAAAAUGACACAAUCACGCAAUUCAAUAAUAAUAAAAGAUUUAACGCAUUUGUGACUACUAAUCGCUUAGCUUGUUAUUUUUGUAAGGAACCGCAUCCCAUUUAUAAGUGUCAAAAGUUUAUUGCACUCAGUGCAAGUGAGAGAACACUAAAGGUCGAUGAACUAAAUCUGUGUCGUAAUUGCCUUGGUACGGGGCAUACGGAUGUAAAAUUGUGUUGGUCGAAAAAAGUAUAUUCCAAAUGUAAAAAAAUGCAUAAUACGUUGUUGCAUGCGGAUGUAAAACAAGACGUACAAAAUGCGUUUAUGUCGAAUGUGUCCAAUGAAGAGGUGGUGGUUAGUCACGCCGCCCGUGUUCAAACGCGCGCACAAGUGCUAUUAGCGACAGCAGAAGUACACAUAGUAAAUGCGUGUGGCGAGCUGGUUGUAUGCAGGGCAUUAUUAGAUAAUGGUUCACAAAUCAAUAUUUUGACCGAAGCAAUGUCACAGCGAUUAGGACUGGCGCGAACAAAAAUAAACAAAUCGAUAUCAGGUAUUAAUGAGGUGGUGAGCCGUGCCACGUAUGAGGUGACAGCGUCUAUUAAGUCACGUAUAAAUAAUUAUUCCACUACCAUAAAUAUGUUGGUACUACCAAAAAUUACUGGAAACCUCCCUACCAGCAAUAUUGAUACCACAAAAUGGUCGAUACCCAAAGAUAUAAAGUUGGCUGAUUCCAGAUAUUUUAAACCUGAAAAAAUAGAUUUACUGAUUGGUGCUGACUCGUAUUGGGAAAUAAUGUGCACAGAAAAUUUCAAGCUUCAUACAAUGGGUCCGUACUUACAGCAGACAAUGUUCGGCUGGAUUAUUGUUGGACCAGUGAAUGAACGUUCAUCAAAAAACAAUACAACAGCUUGCUUUGUGGUAGGUGAAGGUAAUUAUUCAAAUUUGGAAAAGGAUAUUGAGGAAUUUUGGAAAAUUGAAGAAUGUUCCACGGAAAAUACAGACGAAACGUCCGAAGACGCAAUGUGUCGCAAACAUUUUCAAGAUAACGUAUCAGUUGAUUCAACGGGAAAAUUUGUCGUAAAAUUGCCGUUUCGCGAUAACGUAGAUCAAUUAGGCGAGUCAUAUAAUAUCGCGCUAAAACGAUUCUUAUUACUAGAGCGACGUCUCGGCAAAAAUCCCGAGCGAUAUAGUCAAUAUAAAUUAUUUAUGGAAGAAUAUGAACACUUGGGACAUAUGGAAAAAGUUGAUGAGGAUAAGGAUUUAUCAGUGAAAACAUAUUAUAUGCCACACUCUUAUGUUCUUAAUGAACAUAGCCGAACAACAAAGUUGCGAGUAGUGUUUGACGGUUCGUGCAAGUCAGAUUCGGGGCUAUCGUUAAACGAUGUAUUGUUAAAGGGCCCUAUGUUACAAAACGACCUCACGUUAAUCGUAGCUAGAUUUCGUACCCAUAAAUAUGCAUUUUCAGCUGACAUAAAAAAAAUGUAUAGGCAGGUAUGGGUCGAUAACGCGGAUCGAGACUAUCAGCGUAUAUUGUGGCGUGGUGACCCUAAUGAGCCAAUUAACAAAUAUAGAUUAUGUACAGUAACGUACGGAACAGUACCUGCAAGUUUCUUAUCAGUGGCAUGUCUUCAUAAAUCAACGGACAUAAAUACAAUGUGUCCCAAGGUAGCACAGGUAAUAAAAAAUGAUUUUUGUGUCGACGACUGUUUGACAGGAGCGUCAACGUUAUCGGAGGCGUUAAAUUUACGUAAUGAAUUGAUUAAAUGCCUAAGUAAAAAUGGAUUUGAAUUAAGCAAGUGGACAGCAAAUCAUGUAGAUUUAUUAAAAUAUAUACCAGUUCCAAAUGAAAAUUCACUAUAUUCAUUAAAUAUGGAAACUGAAGCAAUAAAGACAUUAGGUUUGUAUUGGGAAGCAAACUCUGAUUGUUUCAUUUAUAAAGUAUCAUUACCAGUGACUGAACAUAAAAUAACUAAGCGAGGUAUUUUAUCGAAUAUUGCGCGUUUGUUCGACCCGCUCGGAUUCCUCGGGCCUGUUAUCGUAAUCGCUAAAAUCCUCAUGCAGCAUUUAUGGAAACUAAAAAUAAAUUGGGAUAAUGAAUUAUCAAUAGAAAUGCAAAUGCAAUGGAAAAAAUAUUUAAAUAAUUUAGAUCAGUGUAAUAAUCUUAGUAUCCCACGAUGGUUGCAAUGUGAUGACGCAGAAAAAAUAUACGUACACGGAUUUUCCGAUGCAUCGCUUAAAGCGUAUGGGGCUUGUAUAUAUGUAGUGUGCACUAGCUCAGACGGUAGUCGCCAUUCUCAGUUAGUAUGCGCCAAAUCAAGAAUUGCACCAAUAAAUAUAUUAACAAUACCGCGGUUAGAACUUUGUGCCGCAGUACUAUUAUCAAAAUUAAUAAAAAAAAUUGUUCCAGCGUUACGAAUUAACGUUACAAAUACGUAUUGUUGGAGUGAUUCCAAUGUAGUAUUAGCAUGGAUCGCGGCGGAUGCAAUGCGUUGGAAACCGUUCGUAGCCAACCGUGUAAGGUUCAAAGGUUCUCGUCACAGUGGUCAUGGUCGUAUGUUAAUACAAAGGAGAACCCGGCCGACAUGUUAUCCAGGGGGUGUGAUGUACAAGAUCUACAAAAUUGUACGUUGUGGUGGAACGGACCAGCGUGGUUGA